AUGCAGUGCCUGCUGGUUCACCACUACAACGUAGUGUCUUUCGACAAGCUCGACUACUGCGCUACGCUCAACAACACGCGCAUACUCGACGACAAGGCAAACUUCAGUUUCGAAAAUGGCGACAUUACAUCGCCCGCGGAUGUCAAACGGGUGCUUCGCAAGCACAAGAUUGACACCAUCUUCCACUUCGCAGCGCAAUCGCACGUCGACCUAAGCUUUGGAAACUCAUACGAAUUUACGAACACGAACGUAUAUGGCACACAUGUGCUCCUCGAGAGAGCUCGAGAACAUGGCGUGAACAGGUUCAUACACAUCUCGACAGACGAAGUGUACGGCGAUGUGCCUGUUGGUGCUGCUGAUCUCGGCGAGACGAGUAUAUUGGCGCCCACAAACCCAUACUCAGCCAGCAAAGCCGCGGCAGAGAUGAUGGUCAGCGCAUAUCGGAGCAGCUUCAAGUUGCCUUUGAUCACCAUCAGGGCAAACAACGUCUAUGGACCACAUCAGUUUCCCGAGAAGAUCAUACCGAAAUUUAUCAUGCUACUCCAGCGCCAACAGAAGCUGCUACUCCAUGGCGACGGAUCGCCUACGCGACGAUACCUCUAUGCCGGCGAUAUUGUAGACGCGCUCGACACCAUCUUCCACAAAGGCGUCAUCGGUCAGAUCUACAACAUCGCAUCGAAAGAUGAGAUAUCCAAUACCGAAAUAUGUCACCAACUUCUCGACAUAUUUGGACUAGAGCACGACACACCAGCCGAACUGAAGGAAUGGGUGCAGCACACAGAAGAUCGACCUUUCAACGACCAGAGAUACGCUACAGAUGGCUCGAAACUUGCAGCGCUGGGCUGGGAACCGAAGACAAGUUUCGACGAAGGUCUCAAGAAGACAGUAGACUGGUAUCGCAGGUUUGGUGAGGUGUGGUGGGGAGACAUAAGCAGAGUCUUGACGCCAUUUCCUGUGGUUGAGGGUACUGAGAUAUGGACAAAAGAGGAGCACGACGAUCUGCCUUCAUCCGACGGAGAAGCGGUACCCGAAGGCAAUGUCGAAAUGUGGUCGCAGCAUGCAAAGCUGCGGCUUGAUGCAUUGACAGGAGCAAAAUAG
Molecule: messenger RNA, 1098 nt
Organism: Parastagonospora nodorum SN15
Lineage: Eukaryota; Fungi; Ascomycota; Dothideomycetes; Pleosporales; Phaeosphaeriaceae
Exons: 3
Coding region: 1-1098 (365 amino acids)
Molecular function (GO): dTDP-glucose 4,6-dehydratase activity; oxidoreductase activity
Source: RefSeq, a predicted model, not a curated record